Cladocopium goreaui is the source of this 947-nucleotide messenger RNA. The record is from the annotation of a GenBank genome assembly. Lineage: Eukaryota; Dinophyceae; Suessiales; Symbiodiniaceae.
UGAACGGCUCGCCUCAGAAGUUGAGUUCGGGGCGGUCGCGGUCAUGGCGGUGAACAGGCCCCUGAGCCGUCGGACUACCCUGCUGGCAUGUUUGGUCGCUUUGGCCGCCAUGCCAUUGAGCUUCGUUGGCUACGCCGGCGUGCGGCCGACCCAAGUGCGGACGAACUCAGUGGCCCGACAAGCGAGGGGUCCCGUGCCCUCUGACACUGUGGAAAAGAAGAAACCCAGGGGCUACAAGAAGCAGCUCUUCAAGAGGAUGCCCAACAGCAACCUCAGCAUCGAGGCCAUUAUGAAAAGAAUCACCACAAUCUUGAUCAAGAACAUGGAGGAAGACUUCCGUGAUGCGCCCAUGAAGACCGUGGACCUCAUGAAGGAUGUGGGGCUCACCGGCAACCAGAUGAAGUCCAAGCGCUUCAUCAUUGAGGCCUUGCAGCUCCUGCAGGCGCAAAAGGUGGUGCAUAAGGUGAAGCAGAAUCCUGCCAGGUGGGAGAUUCAUGAGGAAUACCGAAAGUAUGGUGUGCCUCCAAUUAGCCGAAGCAAGCGUUCGCCAUGGAGUUUGACCCACCUCCUGCAGUUCAAGCGAACCAAGGCCCCCAAGUUCGGACCGGCCCAUGGCCUCUACCGACCCAAGGACCGCGACUUCCUCAAGUCUCGGGACCUUCCCUUGCAGGCCAUCUAUGAUCCCAUCGUCAAGCCUGACCCCUACAGCAGCGGCGACCUCGCAGACUUGGAUGUCAACCCACCACGCGCCAGGGAGGUGGACCCUGUGUUGUAUCAGGACAUGCUUCCAGAAGCUCCCAAGGACAAGGAUGGCAAGUUCGUGACCUUCGAUCAAGAGGCCGGCUGAGAAGGUCUUGACUGCCCCGCAGGAAGCAAAAUCUGAGAGAAGCUGCAGUUUUUCGACCCUUCCGAAACCAAGAAUCUUGGGGCACCAUGGACAUACCGAC